Messenger RNA from Prunus armeniaca (apricot), 357 nucleotides. The record is from the annotation of a GenBank genome assembly. NCBI's taxonomy places the organism in Eukaryota, Viridiplantae, Streptophyta, Magnoliopsida, Rosales, Rosaceae.
AUGGUUUCACUCAUUCCAGAUCAGAGCUUAAAGGAAGAACUCGGCCCCCUGUCAAUUACGAUUCCAAAUCUUCUGCACACCCUCGACUUUUAUGAAGAAGGUGUUUACGCGAACGAGUGCACCCGAGAUUGGUGGUGUCCAUGGCCAAUACAUCGUGUGGAUGUUCCACAACAGGCUAAUCAAGGCGAUUGUGGUAUGUUCGUGUUGAAGUACAUUGAGCUGUUGAGUGCUGAGAUUUCCUUAGCUACUUGCACCUCGCAGAACAUGCCAUUUUUUUCGGUUGAAGUUGGCUGCAGAAAUUGCACGGGGAGAUGCUUACAUGCCAUGAUAUCGGUUGAACUUGGUUUAGGCACAUGA